Suillus clintonianus is the source of this 1910-nucleotide messenger RNA. RefSeq lists its product as uncharacterized. Lineage: Eukaryota; Fungi; Basidiomycota; Agaricomycetes; Boletales; Suillaceae. The record is from RefSeq and is a predicted model, not a curated record. Bases 109 to 1866 code for a protein of 585 amino acids. The transcript is spliced from 13 exons.
CUAGAUCCCUCUAUCGACCAUCAUGUUCAUUUAACUGUCCCCCCCGGCAGCGAUGGACAACCGGGCUCAGACGUUCUUACGCUCUAUGACGCCCCAUUGAUAGCUGAAAUGAUUGCAGAUGGGGUCAGGCGGUACGAAAGGUGCACUCCCCGGCCCCCCGACGUUUGCAGAACUACCAUCCCUCCCAUGACAGUCACAUUUCCGGAGCAUGACAUGGAUGUGCCGCCAGGAUGGAUCACGGUCGUGCAUCCGGAAGGUUCUCGCUACUUUGUGAACCUGGAAAAAAGAACGUGCACAGAAAUUAACAUUUGUCACGAAGAGAUAUGUAAGGACGUCGAAGGCUACAUGAAUUACUUGCUGGGGGAAUUGGAGUCGGCCAUCCUCACACGCGAGGAGCUUCAGCUUGACAUGAAACAGGUAGACCUUGUGCUAGAGCCAAAGAAAAACCCCGAAAACGUGGUCAUUUUUCACUAUUACUUCGUCAACCAUCGUGACAGGACCCUUUUUUGGCUGGAUGAGUUCGAUCCCAAUCCCAAGGGGAUUUUAUCCAAUUGUCAAGGCGUCAAGAGUCUUUCACACAUACAACUUGCCGUUCAAGCACAAUACUGGAGGCAUUGGGAUUACUUCCCUACCUUGUGUUCGGUUACACAGAACCUUGUCAAUGAGGUUAAAGAUAUGUUGGUGCAUGCGACAUGUGACCACAUGACGUCGAGGCAGUCCUCUGCAGCAUAUGAUCUCAUCCAGCUCAGGGAUUACAUCUCUGUGGUAGACAACAUAAAUGUUUAUCCCCUCGAGGAUCAGAGUAAGCAGUGUCAUCCUGCGGUUGUCAUCGGCCGGAUAAUGUAUACAUUCACUCGCAAUCGGUUUAUGAAUUUUCACGGAGAAAACUGUGCGAGACUGUCCUUUGGACAGACAGUUCAUAAUUGGGUAUACACACCAUCAUUAUUGAUGGAGGUUCUCGCGCCCCUCCUGUUCUUGGACCCCGUGACCCACAUCACAGAACUGCACAAGAUUUUUGCUGACAAAAUAGCCUGCACGCCCCGGUGGGAUGCGUACAGUUUGAAAUUAAGGGGGCAGCUUCAUGACUCCAAUCUCAUGGCCACUGUCUUGCUCAAUGCCAAUGUCGGGUUUCUGGCUAUCAACACUGUUGACAGGGGCGGUAAAUCUGCCAUUCAGAUGGCGAGCUAUAUGUCCCUUGUGACGAGCUUGGGAAGUAUAGUUCUCGGCUUGUCAUUGGUUUCCCAAGAUCGAACAUGUGGAGAAAACACAGCCUCAGAAAUUGCAUCGUUUCUGACAACACUUCACCACGAUGACCACGGACUUGAAAAGCUGGCCAUCAUUUACAGUCUUCCCAAGGCGCUGCUGAUGUGGGGCAUGGUCUUCUUCUGCGCGGCAUUCUCGAUCGAUUGGUGGAGUUCUGGAGAUACAGUUUCCAGGGUCGUCGUUGGUACCGUGACACUGGGCGUAUUCGCGAUGAUUUUAAACGGUAUGAUUCGGACGAGGGAAGGAAGACACCCGCUGCAUAUGCUGGGACUAUUGCUGCGUCUGCUACGUCAUUUAGCUGCCGCUUGGGAAAAGAGCAUAGAGUUCUUUAGGAUCAAAAGAACCCAAAAAGAUGAUAGCGAGCAAGACGUCGGUCUGGCUCCGAUGGGCGCUUCGCAAUCAGAAGCCGAAAUUUCGCAGGACUCCUCAUCCAUACACUUCGACGUAGAACCUCCUGAAGUACCCGGCACAGAUGAUGAUGAAACCAUUUCAAUUCUAUCCCAUAAUCCAGUCAUUCAAACCAACCGCCUCCAUGGAUUAGAUGAUGAGGGUUUUGAGGGUCAGAAUUCGGAUAUAGGCCUGGAGAGGCAUGGAGGGGUAUGAUCUCACAAGCUGACAUAGCCUAGUGGAUUUGAACACAAGUUUUG